This is a messenger RNA of Anoplopoma fimbria (sablefish), 1169 nucleotides long. RefSeq names its product mitochondrial ribosomal protein S36 (gene kgd4). The transcript has 6 exons. Gene Ontology annotation, biological process: 2-oxoglutarate metabolic process. The coding region runs from base 259 to 585 and encodes 108 amino acids. The record is from RefSeq and is a predicted model, not a curated record. Lineage: Eukaryota; Metazoa; Chordata; Actinopteri; Perciformes; Anoplopomatidae.
GACAAACCUUACUUGACCCUUCUUCCUUUUAUCUAGGCGGAGUGAGAUCAGAGGAGGCUAACUCACAACCCGGAAUGAUAAGGCUGCAGAAUGGCCUGAAGAUUUGACCUCACAGGACAACCGCUGCCUCAACAUAUCACAGACAGCUGCUUCACCAGAGAGACUUCACGGUUUACAACGACAGCAGCGCCAUCUUGUGGUGUCUUUCUGCAGCUGCAGGGAGCCUCUCUGUACCGGAAGUGAACCCGUGAGGUCGUCAUGGGAGGCAAAGUCAGCUCCAAAAUGGCAGCACCCGCCGCCCGACUUAUCCAGGCUGUUCGGCCUCACGCUCCUCUGAUCAAGUUCCCCAAAAGACUUGACAUCCCACGACCCAAUGCUCAAGAGGCUUUGAAAACGUUAGCAGUUAACUUCACACCACACAGCGCCCCAGCACCGCCUCCGCCGUCAAGACAUCAUGUACCUAUGACCCCAAUUUCUGGCACACCAGAUUCGCUGGCCUCUAUUCAAUUAUUACCUGCCAGGUACCGCAGGAGACCGAUGGCACCGGAGGAAAUGGACUACAUCCAGCGUGGUGGACCAGAAUGACACAGAGCGACUCAAUCACUGCAACCAAAGUCCUUAUCUGUUUGAGAUCAGUUUGUGUCUUUAGCUCCAUUUGUCACCUCAACCUUAUGCCACAUGAGGCAUGAUGUAGAAUAAAGUAUUGCAUAAAGCCAGUUAAAAAUGUACAUAUGUUGAUUUAUUUUUUUCUUAGAUGUUAAAUCCUUAUUGUAUUUUAUUGUAGGUUAAUUCUAAAGAGACAUCCUCAUUGUUUUACACAAAGCAAAGCUAUAACAGUAGCGUCCAGGUUUUACUUUAUUUACUCAACCUAACAGCUUUCCUAAAUAUUGCUCAACCUUGGUUUUGACAUUAGACCAGCAAUCUUUAUAUAUUUUUUGUGCUUCACUUGCAAUGCCACCACACCUAAAUGAAAGCAUGAAGCUCUGCUACAUAGAAGACAAUUAUUGGAAGAUGCAUUUCACUGCAAUAAACUAAACUGGUGUUUGUUUGAACCGAACGCGGCUGAAGAGAUGCUGGAUAUCAAGUUGCAAUAGUACUGAGUGGAAUGGUGUUGAGUUCAUGUGAACGUCUGCUGGAUUGAAAUGAUUAAAAGAAUAUAUUGCAUUUUG